Nycticebus coucang (slow loris) is the source of this 10904-nucleotide messenger RNA. It is a transcript of the gene RORA, whose product is annotated as RAR related orphan receptor A. Gene Ontology annotation, cellular component: nucleus. Gene Ontology annotation, biological process: negative regulation of inflammatory response; regulation of transcription by RNA polymerase II. Gene Ontology annotation, molecular function: zinc ion binding; nuclear receptor activity; RNA polymerase II cis-regulatory region sequence-specific DNA binding. The transcript is spliced from 11 exons. Bases 231 to 1637 code for a protein of 468 amino acids. NCBI's taxonomy places the organism in Eukaryota, Metazoa, Chordata, Mammalia, Primates, Lorisidae. The record is from RefSeq and is a predicted model, not a curated record.
GGAUGGCUCUCGGCGGGCGGGCAGCUGCGGCAGCUGCUGCUGUGGCUCGGGCGGCGGCGGCGCGGCGGCGGCAGAGGGGGCUCCGGGGUCGGACCAUCCGCUCUCCCUGCGCUCUCCGCACCGCGGCUUAAAUGAUGUAUUUUGUGAUCGCAGCGAUGAAAGAAACAGCAAGUUUUAACUAAAUCAGCCACCUCUGCUGACCAGGAUGUGAGACCUGAGCAGGGAGCAAAAUGAGCCACAGCAUCAAAAUCACGUACUUGUCUCAAAUUGAAAUUAUUCCAUGCAAGAUCUGUGGAGACAAAUCAUCAGGAAUCCAUUAUGGUGUCAUUACAUGUGAAGGCUGCAAGGGCUUUUUCAGGAGAAGUCAGCAGAGCAAUGCCACCUACUCCUGUCCUCGUCAAAAGAACUGCUUGAUUGAUCGAACCAGUAGAAACCGCUGCCAGCACUGCCGAUUACAGAAAUGCCUUGCCGUGGGGAUGUCCCGAGAUGCUGUAAAAUUUGGCCGGAUGUCAAAGAAGCAGAGAGACAGCUUGUACGCGGAAGUGCAGAAGCACCGGCUGCAGCAGCAGCAGCGCGACCACCAGCAGCAGCCUGGGGAGGCCGAGCCGCUGACGCCCACCUACAACAUCUCGGCCAACGGGCUGACGGAACUUCACGACGACCUCAGCAACUACAUCGACGGGCACACCCCCGAGGGGAGCAAGGCCGACUCUGCGGUCAGCAGCUUCUACCUGGACAUACAGCCUUCCCCAGACCAGUCAGGUCUUGAUAUCAACGGAAUCAAACCAGAACCCAUAUGUGACUACACACCAGCAUCGGGCUUCUUUCCCUACUGUUCCUUCACCAAUGGGGAGACUUCCCCCACUGUAUCCAUGGCGGAAUUAGAACACCUUGCACAGAAUAUAUCUAAGUCACAUCUGGAAACCUGCCAGUACUUGAGAGAAGAGCUCCAGCAAAUAACGUGGCAGACGUUUCUGCAGGAAGAGAUUGAGAACUACCAAAACAAGCAGCGGGAGGUGAUGUGGCAAUUGUGUGCCAUCAAAAUCACAGAAGCUAUACAGUAUGUGGUGGAGUUUGCCAAACGCAUUGAUGGAUUUAUGGAACUGUGUCAAAACGAUCAAAUUGUGCUUCUAAAAGCAGGUUCUCUAGAGGUGGUGUUUAUCAGAAUGUGCCGUGCCUUUGACUCUCAGAACAACACCGUGUACUUUGAUGGGAAAUAUGCUAGCCCAGACGUCUUCAAAUCCUUAGGCUGUGAAGACUUUAUUAGCUUUGUUUUUGAAUUUGGAAAGAGUUUAUGUUCUAUGCACCUGACUGAAGAUGAGAUUGCAUUAUUCUCUGCGUUUGUACUGAUGUCAGCAGAUCGCUCAUGGCUGCAGGAAAAGGUAAAAAUUGAAAAACUGCAACAGAAAAUUCAGCUAGCUCUUCAACACGUCCUACAGAAGAAUCACCGAGAAGACGGAAUACUAACAAAGUUAAUAUGCAAGGUCUCUACAUUAAGAGCCUUAUGCGGACGACAUACAGAAAAGCUGAUGGCAUUUAAAGCAAUAUACCCAGACAUUGUGCGACUUCAUUUUCCUCCAUUAUACAAGGAGUUGUUCACUUCAGAAUUUGAGCCAGCAAUGCAGAUUGAUGGGUAAAUGUAUCACCUAAGCACUUCUAGAAUGUCUGAAGUACAAACCUGGAAAAAAAAAAAAAUUAACCGAGACACUUUAUAUGGCCCUGCACAGACCUGGAGGCCCACACACUGCACACCUUUUGGUGAUCGGGGUCAGGCAAAGGAGGGGAAACUGAAAACAAAUAAAAGUUGAACUUGUUUUUCUCAUGCAUAUGAUUUCCAUUAUGCCUACAGAUAUGGACCCUUUUUCUGUCUCCACUUCUCAGUCUUUGACCUCUGUUUACAGCAGAAGGAGGGUACUAAAGCCGGAAGAUUUCCUUUUCUUGUAGCUCACUGCCCAGACUUGCUACAGAGUCACCAAUCUGUCAGUAACAACAGAGAGUCCAGCAAUAAUCGGUGACUGGCGUGCAUAGCGGAGGUGGCGGCAUUACUUUGCACAACUUGCUCUUUGUUUCAUGAAGGAAGUUUUUAUUUUUUCACCGAUUAUUGUCAGUCAGCAGGACGGCACGAAAAGGGUCCAUAGCGGUAGCAACAAUAGCAUUAUAAUAUAUUACAGGGUAAAUGGGCAUGAAGACUAUAUAUAGCUAAAAGAGAUAUUGUUUAUAUAUUGUUUUAAUUAAUAUAAAAUGUAGUUACUGGUGUAGCUUUUCCUGUUGAAUUGAUAAGGCACUUUCAUUUUGCACCUUUUUCUUUAAAUUAAAUGCUAGCGUGUUCACUGUUGUGUAGCAUGUGUACCAGAAACACAAGUUUAACUGAGAAGGCUUGGAAGGUACUUCGGAGGUGUUUAUGCUGCUGUUUACAAAAUGACUUUUAAAAGACUGGCUGGUCAUAUCUAGAAAUCACCACGUUGGAUUUUUGUUUUUACGUGUGAAUUGGGGAUUAGACUUGGAACUCUCCCAAAAAUUCUACUUCGCUCUUUGACAGGUUGAAAGACAGAUGUGUUUAUGCUUCAUACAAAGUUGGGUGAUUGAUUGUGCCGUGGUCAUAGACCAUCAUGCACGUUUUUGUUUUAAAGCUUUUUAAAUUGCCACUUCACGGAGGGGGGAAGGGGAGGCUCAUUUUACACAAUUCAGGAGUUACAUGGACUCAGUCUCAACUUGCAGUUUUUUUGCUUCGAGAACAAAUCAAUAACCAAUCUCUUUGGAAUCUAGCUUUUACUGUGGAAGGACCCAAAGAUUCUAUCAGAAGCAAACACAUACUCCCCAGGGGAGGACAGGAAGCAUUUCCUUUGCGAGUGUUUAUGUUCCGGCAUAAUCUAGGAACCCUCCAAGUUUAUCUCAUUAUGAACUAAUUCUAAAUUCUUACUGUCCAUAAAGGUUAUAAUUCUAGAAUAUUGUCCUUCCUAUUUGAUAGACAGUGGAUAGGAAAGUGAGAUAGACACAGCAUUUCGAACCAGUCUCUCUCACUAAAAUAGUAAAUACUUUAAGCCUUUAAAGUGAAGUUGAUGCUAGCUGCAAACAUUUACUCUUGUAUUUAUCUUCACUAGAAAACUGUGGACUGUAAUUUAUUUUACUAAAUAUGUACGAGAUUGUUUGGCUUUUGUGUUCAGGUGAGAAAUAUUGAGGUUUUUUUUUUUUUUAUUUAAUUUCAUGUUGUUAUUGUUAUUGUUUUUAUAAUCCCCAGUUGGGGGAGGGGAAAGCAAGAGUCUGGUACACAAGUAUGCAUAGUUUAAAAACAAGUGACCUUUUGGGAAUGUAAGAAUGUAGAAGAUGAUUUUAGUCACACUAGAGGUGGGACUCAAACUACUUGUCUGUCGUCAAAGCCUGUGUUUGUACAGAAAAGGGAGCACCUUCCCAGGGUGUAAAGGUAGGAGUUUUCUAAGCUGCCCUGUAUAUUGGUGAAAGAGUCUCCUCUGCCACAAGGGUCCCUCCAGAAUCUUCCACAGGAAUUUCCCCCUGCUAAUGCCAUGCCAGGUUGCCCAGUGUGGGCUCCUCAGAGCACGUCCCUCUGUUGUUAACUACACUGAAUUUCUGACUUGUUUUCUGAGGGCCUUGGAAAAAAAGAACCAAUUAUUCCCACAGACAUGUGUAUGAAGCCUAAAUAACAUCCCCCCCUCAAAUUUUUUUUUCAAAAAUAUAGUAAGGGAAGACAAGAGUAAUAUUCCUUUAAAUUUCUUACAGGCAUGUAAAAUUUUAUGUGUUUAUAUAGAGAGGCUGUCAGCAUAUAGUAUUUAUAUUUGGGCAAGAAGGGUUAAAUCAAAUUUUUAAUAUAAGUAAGCAUAGUUCCUUUAAAGAUCAAUAGUAUUUAUACUCUGAUAAGAGUACCAAGCUUAGUUUAGUUAUUUAUUUGUCCCUUUUUUUCUCCUUUGGGGGAAAAUGGUGUGGUGUUGUUUUGAGAGGGAUUUUUGUUUUAUUCUUUUUUUUUUUUUUUUUGUCACUUAGAUUCACUAAAUUUGGGGAUGGUUUUAUUAAAGUGUAUUAACUUCUUUUUAACCAAAGCUUUCUGAAUAUGACCAGCUUCAGGUGCUAGUGCAUUAAAGAGCAACUAAACCUAAUUCCAGUGUCCAUUUGUGAAAUAGUAAGAGCUAAUUGAACUUCUCUAAGGGUGAGAGAGAACAUAAUGUUGAACUUAAAAGAAAUUCCUUUUCCCAGAAAGGAUUUUGCAUAUUCCUAAUGCAAAAAACAUGAGACUCCAAUACUGGUAAUAGUCAUGCCAUGGUGACAUUGCUUUUAUGGUAAACCAAGAUAGAGUAACGUCAUGCUGUUUCUAGGUGUUUCUGAAAGAAAAGCAGGUCUGUCCUUACUUCAUCAGCAGGAUGGAUUGGGAUCUAAGUUGGGAUGUGAAAUUAAAUAAUAAGUUUAGUUGAAUAAACUAUGGAGUCCAGAAUAGGAUAUGAAAAACUUUGCAUUUUUAUUUUCUUCCUUAUUGUAAAAACACCUGGGCAAUGACACAAACUUUUUGGUGAUAUCAGAACAACCAUUCUUAAUAGUUCUUAGAGUUAAAGUUUCCUAAGCUUAAAUGUCCAAUAAUAAUCUUGGAAGGAUUGGAACCACGUCAUUGUUAACCCGGCUACUGUAAUGCCCUCCCUAUACAAUUUUUUUUCCGUAAGGAAAAUGAGGCUAUUUGUAUAAAGCCUGAAGACCUUCUGUUACAGUGUUGUCCACUUGAUUGUAUUACAUGGUGAAAAAAACUGGCCUUGGUCACAAUGCAAACAGAAGUGCAGAUGAAAGUGCUUAUUGGACAGUUUGCAAAUUAUGUUAAAGCUAUGGAUUUUUUUUUAGUGUUCGGCAUCUUAAUUUGUGUUAAAAGUAUGGAUUUUUUUCAAGUCUUCAGCAUCCUAAUUCACCCUUUAUGACUUAAGAAAAAUAUGGCUUAAGACACUGCUUCUAAGUUUGGUUGUUCUUUAUGGUGCGGAUACCCAGAUAUUUGUAAGCGUGUGGAGAUAGGCUGAGAGUCAGGUGAAGGAGAGUGUGUGUGUCUGUGUGUGUGAUCUGCGUGUGUGUGUGUGUGUGUGUGUGUGUGUUGGACCGCUUCUAGGCUACUAAGUGUCAAUGGAAAAGAAAAUGUAUUCAAAAUACUUAAAUCAAAACUAGAAGAUGGAAAAAAAAAAGAUUUAUUCUAUACAAAGCCUUGUCUGGACCACUUUAGAGAGACUUCUAUUUUUUUAACCCUUCUAUAAAUAUUUGAUGGCACUUGAAAUAUUCCUGCAAUAAAAUGUGAUUUGUGUAAAGAAAAAAAAAAGAUUUUGUAAUGUGAAACAAAGAAAGAAAGUAAUGUAAUUUUCUAAAAAAAAAAAUACAAACAAACAAACUUUGUAUUAUUUUCUUGAUGGAAUUUGUCUAUCUGUCUUUGGAAAACUUUUUAUUUCAUUGAAUGUGCCAUAGUAGCAAUGUGUGUUUUUAGUUUCAGACUAAAGACUAGCUAGCUGUUGUGUUCCGACAUUCCAACAUGCAAAACAACCUAGUAGGAUCUUUAAAGAAAAGGUUUAAGUAGUACGUAAGCUUCUCUCAUCGUUGCUUUUUUUGCACAUGAACUUCAUCCCUCUCUAGUGCAAUAUGUACAUAGAGCACUUGCAGGUGUACUUGAUCCCUCAGGGAAAAAUACAUAUUUGUACAGUUUUUUGGGUUUUUUCGUUUUCGUUUUUGUUUUUUGUUCUGCCUUUUGUUUUGGGCUAAGGAAUGUCGAUCGAAUCACUUGUUAUUGUUGAGGGGCAGCCAGAUAAUUAUCCUAAAGCCACUGUUUCAAACAUUGAUUGUUUAGAUCAUGUGUCCUUCCAGUGCUAUGAUUUUAAGAGAAUAAUAAUAAUAAUAAAAGGUUAUUUUCUGACAGUUCUUUGUGCUGAUUGGUGAAAAAAAAAGGGUAAAUAAGCACCUUAUGAUUGACUUACUGUGAAAGACAAUCCAUCUUAGCAUCAACGAUAGAAGCCCUAUCAUUUUGGAGUUGGGGUUAAGAGUCAGAAACAAUGUGCUCAGGGAUCUUCUAAAACUCUUAAAACAGGGUGGCCAGUACUACUGGGACAAAUUGUGUUUUUUAUUAAUAAUAAUGAUAAUAAUACUAUCCCUCCAAGGCACAAGCGGACUGUAUAGAACUGUGUGUGUGUAACUCUGCACUGUUGUCUUGUUCUGUUGAGAUCAGUUUUGUGUGAAAGCACUGACUAACUUCCAAAGCAAAAUCAUGCCAGUGCGUUCCCAAGUUAAACUGAUAGGGAAUGCACCCACCAAGAGCAUCCUUCCAACGACAGUCGUCGCAUAGUCCAUUUACCACUUCUCUAAUCAGUAAAAUAUCUGGGAUAAACAUAGGUAGCAUUAAAUGUUAAAAACGAUUCCAAAUUCUACACAUUAUGGGUAAAAAUUAAAAGCCAGAGAUGAGAGAGGAGACCUGCCCCUGUCUCUGAGUACAGUGAGAUAGGUGAAAAAUGAAACGUUUUUAAAAUGCCAGCAACUAACGAUUGUUUUCACGCGUUCUCCUCUAGAAGCAAACCAAAAAUUCCUUCCUGCAAAACAAUUCUUACUCCUUGGUGUGUGUCACACUUUAUGGGGGCAAGACAUGAUUGCAAGAGGGACUUUACCUAACAAUUACAAUCAGUGUAACCUGGUUUAUUGUACCCUCAAUGAAUCCCCAACAAUAAAAAAAAUAAAAUAAAAUAAAAACAAAAAAAGAAACAAUUUUUACUUCUACAUUUGUUAUUUAUGUCUGAUAAGUUAAUACAAGACCUCAUGUCUAAAGACAAAACAAAACCGGCCUGUAUGACAGCCACCUUGAGUCAGCUUUUAAGGUUGUAUUUUAUAUUUUUGAAAUACAGUUUUGUUAUAUUCCUAUCUAUUACUUUCCAUAAAGUUAGACAAGGUCAGUGGAAUUAUUGGCUCUGAUUCUUCCACCCCUGGAAUACAGACUCAGAAGAAUAUUUACAUAUUUUCUUACGAUGCUAAAAGAGCAUAACUUGGGAAAACAUUCCGUGUCUACCAGAUGAAAAAGAUACCUUUACCAUUUUUUUUUUAUAAUAAAGAAUGUUGAAAAUGGCAGAAUCUCUCCUCUCUCUCUUCCUCACUCUCUGUGUGUCUAUACAAACACACAGGUUAUUGACAUUUACAUACUAUUACAUGUGAUUGCCACUUCUACUGUUAAACCCCUGGAGAUAACUUUAUACUAUGGAUCAAAUUAUGUGCCCAGAAAUGCAAUUGCAACAGCAAGUCUUGAUCUUUUGCCAAUAGCCUAUGACACAGGUAUUCAUUCUGUCCCUUUAUAAACACUAGGAUUAUAAAAAGCUUCCACCAGAGUUGAUUACAGAACCUCUGUAAUUUUUAAGACAAGAGAAGACUGACUAGCAAUGUCUCCAUAGUGCAAUUGCUUUUACUUCUGACUCUAUUUGCUUGUUUAUAGGUAUAAAGGAGAUCAGUUUUGUCAGGCUCUCAGAAUAAUUUUUAAAAUCAUCUAGAAGUCAGACUUCAUGCCAAGGAGCCAUCACGGGGCAGGGGUGAGGAGAAUCUCCAUGUUCAACCAAACCUUCAGAACUUAGAGCAAUAAAUACAUUCAGUCAUUUACGUAUACAUGAAUGACAGAACCGUCAAUCCAAAUAGAAACGACCUUUUUUUCAGUGAUGCAAUGUAACAUGGAGUCGUGUUCUGAGAAAGUGAACAUGAACGGGUUAGAGUUCAUGUCUGCGGCUUACAUUUAGUGUCUUUUAGCGUACUUUACCACCUUCACAGCAUCACACUCACAUUUUUUUCUUCUUUCCUUCUGAGAACAAUGAGAGCGAGCUUGCUGUUAGCUUUCACAUGCUGCACACGCCAUUCUGUUGUUCUCUGAGAACAACUAAAUUCUCUACUUUGUUCACGUGUGAUUCCUUUCUCACCGUUACUAUUUUAAUGUGGAUACUAUUUCUAGGAACUUGCUUAUCAUUGAGAAGAUUGCAUAUGUAAAUGCAGAUAAUUCUUGAGCAAUAUCGUGAAUAUGAUUUCACAAAACAAACAAUCCACAUGUACUGUACACACCUUCCUGGAUCCAAAAUUCUCAUCCAUAAGCGUCUCAAAUCUCAUAUUAAACAGUGGUCAAUUUCUAAACAUUAGGACAUUAGCUGGCUGCUUCUUUAAAUGUACCUGUAUCGUCUGCCUGCUCCUUUUGUGGAGAUGUGUUUUUGUAUUGGAUGUUUGGGCCAAUGGGAGGCUUCAAGCUACAACAUAUUUUCCCAGUUUAAAUAUAUUUAACAUACGACAAACCCCAGACAAGGCUUUUAAUAUGUAUAAAGAACUGCAGUGUUAGGUGGUUUAUUUGCAAACCGUUUUCAAUAUUGUCCAUUUUUAUGGCACCUUUAACAAUAAUCUUGUUUCCAAAGUACAAAAAAAAAAAAAAUAGGUUAAAUAAUCUAGCCAUAACUGAAUGUCAAGCAAUAAAACAAAUGACUUUUGUGCAUAGACUUAAAAAAAUACAAAUUUUAGACAUCUGCAUGUAAAUGCAAUCUCUCGUUUACUGCUUUCUUCAACUUGAGCAAUUGAUUCCUUAUUUACUAUUAACUUAAGAACUUGUAAUGGCCUGUAAACAUUUUCUCUCUAAUACUUCUUUCACAUUUACCUUCGUCCCUGCUUUUGAGUCAUAAUAUUUAAUGUUGUUCUGCACAUCUCUAUCCAGUUAACUUUUUGGCUUUCAUUCUGUAUAGAUAAGAAAAUGUUAUAUUAUAAACAGCCUACUCAGUGCAAAUAUCUAUCUGUUUAUCAAAUCCACAAUAUGCUGUAUAAUACCGGUUUUACUAUAUAAUCUAUUUUAGACAUAGCUGUUUAGAACUAGAGUGUGCUAUUUUUGUGUUUUUCUGAUGUGUGGUGCUAGAUAAGUUACUUUUGUGAACAAACGAAAAAAAAAACCCCUUUUAUUCCUAGACAAUACCACCUUUGGGUCUUGUUAAUUUCACUGAGUAUAACUAUAUAUUUGUAUAUAUAUACAUAUAUAUAUAUAUAUCUACCUGUGCCCAACUGGCAGCUGUAUCAGAGUGCUGGAUUUGGGACAUGCUUUUCUCUUUAAAUACAUAAUAUCAUUAUAUAAAUUAUUCUAGAGUAUAUUUAAUUAGGAUAAAAUUACUUCCUUAGUAUGGAUAUUUGACAUCUAUAGGGUGAAAUUUGUUUAUAAAUAUGAAUAUAUGGAAAGUUAUUAGCAUUUACUUUAUGUUUGCUACUUGGCUUUAUACCAUAUCUCAAGAGCUGAAAAAUAAUUUGCCAGGCCUUUAAGAUCCUAAAGAAACAUUCUCAUUUAAUGAAGUAACACAUUUUUUUUCUGAUUAAGGAAUUAUAUUAUUGGCACCUGACAGAGUUGUACGCGGAGCCGUACAUGUAGUUGUACACGGAGCUCCUAUUAGAGACAAUAGCCAUUUCUAUACGACGUCUUUGGAGGCUUGAUAGCAAAAUCAACUUUUCCCCUCCUACGUGAGUCAUGAAAAGUAUGGAGACAUCACUGGCGGAACAGGGGCCAUAAGGCAAAUUUGACAAGGGAUGUUCUGUUUUAAUAUGACCUUAACCAGUUCCAUGAACUGAGUGAAGGACCUGCAUUUUAAAAGUCAUUUAAUAAUCAACUUUAAUUAAACCCUUUCACCCAUUCUCCCAAUAUCUACUGGCAUUGUUAAAAAUCAAAGUAUAUCAAAUAUCUAACUAAGGAUGUAGUUAACCUUAUUAAAUAUUGAUUAGAAUUGUUCUGUAAUAUUACUGAAUUUGUAAGAUCUUCAGCAAAGAUUUUUGAGCAAUUUAUAAGUAUAGAGCAAAUGUUUCUGUUUAUUGCACUUUUGUAAUUGAAGGUGAUGAAUCUCAAGCCAUGAUUAUUGGCUUCCAUGCACUGCGUAUUUACCCACAAUUCUAGACGUUUUCCAUUUUUAUGGAAAAGUUGCUGUUCCCUUGAUCACAAAUGCAAUUGUGUGGUUAAUGAGCGCGAAUGCUAACAGUUAACCUUUUAAAAUGGAUUGGCUACAGUUUAGGGAGAAAUCUCUUUUAAUACACAUCAUGUCAUUCCUUAACUGCCUUGCUUGGAAAGAGAUUAAAACCUUAUUUUUUUUUUUAAAGCACCAUUUAGCAUCCUAAGCAUUCUGAGGGUAGAGAUUGUACUUAUCUCUUUGUGUCCGCACAAUGGCCAGCACAUGUCAGCAUUUGAUACCUGAUAACAAGUGUGCCCCAAGUAAAACUUUUCUCCUGGGUUGUUUUGGUAAAUUUACAAAGUAAUCCAAGCCUUAGGGUUAACAUUUCCUUCUACAACCCAAGUAUUAAGCCACAUUUGAACAGACCACAUGAAAUGCUGAUUCUAAUUGUGUGUAGGUCUUGAGGAUUAAGCACACAAAUUUCACAACCUCUUUGAGUAACAAACUCAGCCUUCUGUAAAUAUACAUGCAAGUUUGGAAACAGUACCUAUACUGUACCUAUAAAUAUAUGCUGUCCGUUUUGUGUACAGUAUGUAAAAAUCUCCUUUUCUGCCACACUAAAAAUGCAAGCCAUUUAUGGGAACCCUAAAAAUAGUACUGAACUAAAACUUUGCUAAUGAUCUUUAUUAGAGGAUCAUCCAACUUUUCACUUUCAUUGGGUUUUCUUUUCAAUUCACUCUUACAGUAGUCUGCUUAUUUCCAGCUGUUUAUUUUAUUGAGUCCUGAAUAAAAAAAAAUAUUUUGAUUCAUUUUGUAAAUACAAGCUGUAAAAAAAAAGAGAGAUUUAAUGUUGUCUUUUAAAUACUGCGAUUUUCAUUCUAAUAUGAAUGUUGUUAUAUUGUACUUAGAAACUGUACCUUUAAUAUUACAUUACCUUUAUUAAAAGUGCAUUGAACACAUCAAUUUUAGAUGUGCUUUAUGUACUGUUAUCCCAUAAUAAAACUUCAGCUUCUAAUGGAA